UAUGUAUGCAAAAGAAUACUUUUCUGAUGCAAAUAUUUGAUGAGGUUACCAAAAAAAAAAAAAUUCAAACAAAAUGUGAAUUUCCUAAUUACUUCUAAGUAAAGAUGAAACAUACUUAAAAAAAGCAGAAAACACAUUCAACUAAUGGGCAUAAUGAACAUGAAUUAAAAAAGUGUGUUAGAUUUAAUACAAAAAAAAGAAAAACGAGAUUUUAAUCAAACAUCAUGGAGGCAAUGAUCAUUUGCAUACAAACAUUAAUCGAUCAUCCAUAUAUAAAAUAAUUAAAAAAUACCAGUUUUAAAAAUCAACAAACAGGUAAAAGAAAAAAAAAUUUAAUUUAAGAAAAGGCAAAAAUAACUUUAAAUUAAUUACUUGCAUAUGUAUAUAUAUGUAGAUAGAAGUUGCGCAAACUAAAAAUAAAAUAAUGUAAAAGGUUCUGUACAUCAUGAUCCAAAAUAAAAAAAAAUGUAUAAAUAAAAAAAUAUAAUUAUUGUUGUUGUAAGCCCUGUUGAUUAUAGAUGAAAUGAAAGUAAAGGGUCAUGGCAGGGCCAUAAACGAUUCUUAUUCUAGAAAAGAUAAUAAUUCUUCAAAUAAAAGCCAUGAUAAAGAACGAAAUCGGGACAGAGAUCGUGAAAGAGAUAAGGACCGAGAUCGAGAAAAAAAUCGUGAUAGGGAACGAGAUCGUUCUGAUAGAGAUCGGGAACGUAGUAAGAGACAUUCCCCAGAUGAUAGAAGAAAAGAUAAAAAACCCUAUAGAGAUUACUCACCCAAUCACAAAUCAGAUAGGGGCGGUGGUGGCGGCGGUAGCAGUAACUAUAAACGUGAUGACCGAUAUAGAGAUCCAAUAUCAGAACGUAAAAGUGGUGAAUACAAAUCAGAAAGAAAUCGAAUGCAUUAUGAAAAUAAAGAAUAUAAUCGACAUCCUAAUAAUAAUAAAGAUUAUAAAGAUUCUAGAGAUUAUAGAGAUUUUAAUAGAGAUAAUAGAAAUUACGAUGAAAAUCGAAGAACAGAUCGUAAAUAUGGAAAUAAUAGCAAUAAUAAUAACAAUAAUAAUAAUCACAAUACGUAUAACUCACGAGAGAGAGGAAACCCUGGUGAACGUGGAUUACGUAGGCAAUCACCAACGACAGAACAUCGUGACAAAGAACAACGUUUUCGCCGUUCAAGAUCAAAUUCACCAAGACGAAGUGGUGGUGGAAAUAAUACAGAUUCAUAUCGUAAUGAUUAUCAAAGACGACAAAGAGAUAAUAAUUUUUCAUCAAUAUCGACGUCAUUGUCACAAAACCCAUCUGCAUCACAAAUACACCAACAAAGUAGCCGCGAUAAUCGUGAUUAUCGAUCAAAUACUAAUAAUUUACCACAAGGUAAUAAAUAUUUUAUGCAAUAUAAGCAUCAGCAAGACCUCAAUUCUUCAGCAGAACAAUAUAAUCAACAGCAGCACUCAGGAUUACAUUUACCACCAGGAAACCCCUCAGUUAGUAAAGUAGAUUCUGAAUUACCAAAAGCAAUUGGUGGAAACAGUAAUAAUAUAACUAUGGCAGCUGGAGCAGCUGCAGCAACAACACCAACUUCAUUAGCUAUACCAAGUUAUUACAAUCCAAAUGUUGUUAAUCCCACAAAAAUAGCUGAACAAGUUCAAAAACGUAAGUUAUUAUGGUCACACAAAAAAAAUGAAGACACAGCUGCUAAAAAAUGGGAUGGUGCAACAUUUGCGCAAGAUAAUGAUGGCAAAGUUGCAUCAAAGUUUAUGAGAUUAAUGGGUAUUAAACCAAAAUCGGAUGGCACAACCACGAACAUUAGUAAUAUUGGUGGUGAUAUUAGUAGUAAUGUUGGAGAAGGAGCACCUUUACCUGAGAAUGUUAAAAAACGUGAGGAAAUGUUUUCUAGUAUGGAACAGCAGUAUGAAGUUGCUAGACAAGUAACACAUACUAUGCGUGGUGUUGGUUUAGGUUUUGGUUCAGCGCCAAAACAUUUCUAAAACAAACAAAAUAACUAUUAUUAGUUUUAAGCAUUACUUAUUAAAACAAAAAAGAUAAAACUAUAAAUAUAUUUAAAAAUGAUUUAAGCAUAUAAAAAUGCACAUAGUGUCAAAUAAAUAUUUAAAA
Molecule: messenger RNA, 2105 nt
Organism: Condylostylus longicornis
Lineage: Eukaryota; Metazoa; Arthropoda; Insecta; Diptera; Dolichopodidae
Product: arginine/serine-rich coiled-coil protein 2-like
Exons: 4
Coding region: 524-1978 (484 amino acids)
Source: RefSeq, a predicted model, not a curated record